Molecule: messenger RNA, 1049 nt
Organism: Racocetra persica
Lineage: Eukaryota; Fungi; Glomeromycota; Glomeromycetes; Diversisporales; Gigasporaceae
Source: the annotation of a GenBank genome assembly
ACACUUUAAAGGGUCUUAAUGCUCAAAGAGCAAUUGUAGGGGUAGAACCUCAUUGGAGUAUGAAAGGAAGAACAUCAAAUAUUUUAAUUUUGACUAAUAAUUUUUUGGGGUUUGAGAUACCAAGUGCUAACUCACCACUCCAUCAUGAAAUUGGACCUAUUCUACCAGACACUUUUCCAGGUCUAACACCAGUUCUUGACUCAUUUCUUACAACUCAUUCUCGAACAAUAUAUUUUGCAUUUGGGACUAAUGCAAUUAUACCUCCUCAAAAAGUUAUCAUCAUUUUAAAAUCUUUUCUUGAAUUAAUAGAUCAAAACGUUAUUGAUGGAGUGAUUUGGUCUUAUGGAAAUACAGAUAUAACAAAUUUUCCUCAUUUAAUUAAUUCAAGCAUCCCAUUAUCUACUAUAUUAAACAACGAACAUCCUCAUAUUCAUAUCUCUAAACACUUACCUCAAUUUGCAAUAUUAUCACAUGAAAAUACUAAAGUAUUUUUAAGUCAUGGUGACAUGAAUAGUUGCCACGAAUCUAUGUAUACAGCAACUCGGAUGCUCGUCCUUCCUAUAUUUGAUGAUCAACAUAGAAACACAGAAAAGUUAGAACUUGCUGGUAUAGCUUUAAGACUUUCAAAGAUUAAUUUACAAGUUGAUGAUAUAGUAUCAAAGAUUAAGAGAUUAUUAAAUGAAGAAAUCUUCAAGAAGAAUGCAGAAAGAUUGCAAUUUUUGGCCAAAGUUAACAGUAAAAGAAAAUAUAGAGGUGCCGAUUUAAUUGAAAUAAUGAUGAAUACGGUAAAGUACAAAGGAGUUAAAGAUGAAAAUGGAGGGUUUAAGAUUGAUAAUGAAAACUUAUUAAGUGAUUGGAUUACUCCUGAUACGAGAAUGUGUUUUAUUAGGGGAAAUUAUUUAGAUGUUUAUGGAGUUGCAUUUGUUAUAUUUUUAGUGUUAAGUGGUGGUUUUGCCUAUGCUUUAUUAACAAUUGUUAGAUUCUUUUAUCUUAGAUUUAGAAGCGGAAAUGGAAAUUCUCAAACAUCCUUAAAACCCAAAAGAGAGUAA